Messenger RNA from Mugil cephalus (flathead mullet), 1846 nucleotides. Its product is annotated as ornithine decarboxylase-like. Gene Ontology annotation, cellular component: cytoplasm. Bases 65 to 1384 code for a protein of 439 amino acids. NCBI's taxonomy places the organism in Eukaryota, Metazoa, Chordata, Actinopteri, Mugiliformes, Mugilidae. The record is from RefSeq and is a predicted model, not a curated record. The transcript has 10 exons. Gene Ontology annotation, molecular function: ornithine decarboxylase activity.
CACAGAGGCUUGUCAGAAGAAGAGGUGACACGUCUUUGUGUUCGUAGACACAGGGUUGGCCAGAAUGGAUGACAACAACACAACAAACCACGCCCAACUAACUCCAAAUGGAUCAGUCAUGCAUGUUUUGUCCUCUGAUGACAUUGAAAUUCUAGACGAUGGAAAGACCGUCAGAGAUUUCAUAGACAGUAAAAUAGAAGAGCUUGGCUCAGCAAGCAAUGAAGAGCUGUUCUACGUGGCAAACCUUGACAGUAUUGUAGAGAGGCACCUCCGCUGGAUUUCCAACUUACCUCGGGUCAAGCCUUUCUAUGCAGUAAAGUGCAACAACACACCAGCAGUUAUCAGGAUGCUGAGUGCUCUAGACACAGGUUUUGACUGUGCCAGCAAGGCUGAGAUUGAGCUGGUUCUGUCCCAUGGAGUGACACCUAACAGGAUCAUUUAUGCACAUCCAGCUAAACCACUGUCCCACAUCCGCUACGCCUGCACUCAUGGAGUUGAUUUAAUGACGUUUGACAGCAAAGAUGAACUUGUAAAAAUCUCUCGUCAUCACGCCCAAGCCAAACUGGUGCUACGCAUUGCAGUGGAUGACUCCGAGUCACUGGUAAGACUCAGCUCAAAGUUUGGAGCCAGACUGGUUUCCGUUGGUGGGCUGCUGGAACAUGCUAGAAAGCUGGAGUUGGAGGUGAUUGGAGUCAGCUUCCAUGUAGGCAGCGGGUGCACUGGAAGUUUGGCCUUCAAGCGAGCUAUAGCAGAUGCCCGAAAUGUCUUCGAUGUAGCGAAUUCAGCAGGCUUCCAGAUGAGCCUCUUGGAUAUUGGUGGAGGGUUCUUUGCAAGAGAGGACUUUCAUGUGAAAUUUGAGGAGUUUUCAGAUGUCAUUAAUGAAUCACUGGAUAAAUUUUUUCCACCUGACAGCGGGGUGACGAUUAUAGCAGAACCAGGCCGGUACUACAUGGAAUCAGCCUUCACACUGGCAGUCAAUGUCAUCGCCAAAAGAGUUGACGACAUGGACGAACACUGCAAUGAUGAGGAAAACCACCCUGACAGAGUGAUGAUGUACUACAUUAAUGAUGGAGUGUAUGGCUCCUUGAAUUGCCUCGUCAACGAUCCUGCUCACAGCAGCGUUGAACCAUAUCUUCACAAGGCUGUGGUUGACAGCGAGCCAAAGUACCGCUCUGUUAUCUGGGGUCCAACCUGCAACAGCUUCGACAAAGUCUCCGAUGGCUGCUGGAUGCCCGAGUUACAAGUGGGGGACUGGCUUCUAAUCGACAACAUGGGCGCUUAUUCGACUUGUUUGACCACAGACUUCAAUGGCUUUGAAAAAGCGCACAUUUACAUAGUUGUGUCAGCUAAAACAUGGCAUGCUGGAAACUUGUUUUGCACCUAGGGCAUUAGCUUCAUGGGACAGCCUUGUGAGUGUGGUUAAGAGUCUUUAGUUAGUGUCUUUAGUUGCUGUUUUUUUAGGGUGUGAAAACUACAUUUUUUAGCAGUACAUAUAAUUUUGUUGAUGACUUCCACUUUCUUAGAAAUGACAACUCUCACUUACGUCCGAUGAGGCUAAUAUGUGUGCGGAGGCACAGUAAGUGUGGUUUGUUACCACAAUGUGUUACCCACCCUGUUUGUAGAAUCAACUACAACUUCGGGGUGUGCAAACCAUCCAGUUUUGGUAUUUGUAUCUGUAUUUGUAUUUGAAUAAAGUUCAAAAUAGGUGUAAAAAAUUUUUUUUUUGAGUUACACAUCUAAUUCAGGAUAUGCAUGUGUAAAAAUACGUAUUCCUUAAUUAGUCUUUAUAAUAAUUAUGGAUGUAUAUGCAAUAUUGGUUGAUGGUUUUGCAUUAAAGUCUGAUUAG